This is a messenger RNA of Alternaria triticimaculans, 2916 nucleotides long. RefSeq lists its product as uncharacterized. The record is from RefSeq and is a predicted model, not a curated record. Lineage: Eukaryota; Fungi; Ascomycota; Dothideomycetes; Pleosporales; Pleosporaceae. Gene Ontology annotation, molecular function: ATP binding; hydrolase activity, acting on acid anhydrides, in phosphorus-containing anhydrides; nucleic acid binding. The coding region runs from base 1 to 2916 and encodes 971 amino acids. The transcript is spliced from 2 exons.
AUGCCUCCUAAACGACGCGCCUACGAGGCCAUUGACCUCACAGGAGACGACGAUGCGCCCGCCUACUCUUCGAGCCCGCACCGCGCACCCAAGCAAGCUCGUACAUCGUACAACCAAGCGCAACGCAUCACAUCUGGCUCGUCGCAAGCAGACGCCAUCUUUAUCGACGAAGACGACGAAGACGACGCCUCUCAAGAAGUCCCGGAUGCGACGCAAGCAUACAACCAGCAGCAGUACGACUACAUAUUAUACGGCAUCAAGGACGACAAGGUUGUGGGCUUGCGAUUCUACAACGGAUACGCAACGAAGGGCGAGAUGGUGGUUCUGAGUCGCGAACCCCACAAUAGUUUUGACAGUAAUGCGAUCAAAGUGAGCAACGUACAAGGUGUACAGAUCGGACACCUUCCACGAGGACCCGCAUCCAAGUUGGCCAAAUACAUGGACGAGCGCAGUCUGCUUAUCGAGGCACAGCUCACAGGGGAGAAGGGCGAAUAUGACUGCCCUAUGCAGCUGAAGCUAUACGGCACUAAUGACCCAGCCGUGAGGCAACAGCUCAUGACACGAAUGCGACGCGACGGACUUCCUAUCGGACAUGCUUCAGACCAACAGCGCAAGGAAGCUGCGGCUGCGAAGGCGGCUGCGAAGGAACGCGAGCGUAUAGCCAAGCAAGCCGCCAAAGAGGCCAAAAAGAAGGGCGCUGCCGUCGUGGGUGUUGCGGGUAGCCAGGCACCCGAGAGUAGCAUGGGCGAAUUUGCUGCUAGCUCUUCACAGGGACCCGGUCUCGUGCCAGGGCCUAGUAUGGAGGACAUCAUCGGCGGAAGCCUACGCUUCAACCCAAGAAACGUCGAGGAGAUGGUGGAAGAGUACGGCGUCAAGGAAGAAGACCUGGCGAAAAUGCCACAAGCGCCCCAACCCGACGCUCUUCUUACUGAGCUGCACCCCUUCCAGCUACAAGGCCUGCAAUGGAUGCUCGACAAGGAAAGCCCCAGACUACCAGCACCGAACACCAAAGAAGUGGUCCAGCUAUGGCGACGACACACUCGCGACCAGAACGCCUUCACGAACGUAGCAACGAGCUUCUCGAUCAAGAAUCCAACACUAGCUUCUGGGGGUAUCCUGGCCGAUGACAUGGGCCUGGGAAAGACUAUUCAGACCAUCUCGCUCAUUCUGGCGGAUCGUGCACUGAACCUCCGCGCAGACGAUUCAUCCGGUGCCACGCUGAUCCUUGCUCCCGUAUCGGUGAUGAGCAACUGGAGCACUCAGAUGAAGAAGCAUGUCAAGCCCGAACAUGCUCUCCGUGUUAUGUUCUGGCACGGUCAAAGGAAGGAACCCAUCACACCCAAGUCGAUCGAAAACUACGAUGUCGUGAUCAGCACUUACGAGUCUGUUGCUUCUGACUGGUACUCGCAGACGAAGCCUACUGUCCCACGACGAUCCGGACCCUUCUCUAUCAAGUGGCGCCGAGUCAUCCUCGAUGAGGGCCAUGGCAUAAGGAACCCGAAAGCCAAGAAGACAAUCGCCAUCACCAAUUUGAUCGCGCAGUCCCGCUGGACGCUUACUGGCACUCCAAUCAUCAACAAUCUCAAGGAUCUCUACUCUCAAGUCCGUUUCCUACGUCUUUCGGGUGGUCUUGACUCUUUCGAAAUCUUCCACAGUGCCAUCAUGCGUCCAGUCAUGCAAGGCGACGUUCAAGGCCACAAGGUGCUCCAGCAGCUGAUGUCGGGUAUCUGUUUGCGUCGCAAGAAGGAGAUGUCAUUCAUUGACCUACGACUACCUGAGCUGUCUGAAUACGUACAUAAGAUCAAGCUACAUCCGCAUGAACAGGAGAAGUACGAUGCCUUGGAGGCUCAGGCUAAGGGUACGCUGGACGUCUACAAGCACAACAUCGGGAAGAAGAACGCCGGGGAUACUUACCGCCAUCUCCUUGAGGUACUGCUCCGAAUGCGACAAGUUUGCAACCACUGGCAGCUCGUGGGCGAAGAGCGCCUCGACUCCAUCAUGAAGCAGCUCGAAGCAGAAGGGGUUGUCGAUCUUACAGAAGAGAACAAGGCCGCGCUCCAGAAGAUGCUUCAACUCUCCAUCGAAUCGCAGGAAGACUGUCCGAUCUGCUUGGACGUAUACAAAGAGCCCGUCAUCACCAAAUGCGCUCACGUCUUCUGCACUCCCUGUCUAGAACGCGUUAUCGAAACCCAACACAAGUGCCCCAUGUGCCGUGCAGACUUGGAUUCCAUCGCAACUACAACAGUGAAACCUGCAAAGGAACUGUCCGGCGCUGCUCCAGCGCCGUUGACACAGGACCAGAUCGCCGACAGGCAAUCUCUCGAGAAGAACACCAGUACCAAAGUCGAGGCACUUCUCGACAUUCUCCGGGCAUCCGCCAACGACCCCACAAACAAGACCAUCAUCUUCAGCCAAUGGACUUCUUUCCUCGAUCUCCUAGAGCCACACCUCACCCUCUACGGUCUGAAGUACGUACGCAUAGACGGCUCCAUGUCCGCCACACAACGUGACGUCGCCCUCGAAGCACUAGACUCCGAUCCAAAGACGACCAUCAUGCUCGCCUCACUCGCCGUGUGCAGUGUCGGCUUGAACCUCGUUGCCGCAAACCAAGUCGUUCUGGCGGACUCGUGGUGGGCGCCUGCCAUUGAAGAUCAAGCCGUGGACCGCGUGCAUCGACUAGGGCAGAAGCGCGAGACGAAGGUCUUUCGUCUGGUAGUCGAAGGUAGUGUAGAGGAGCGGGUGUUGGGUAUUCAAGAGGAGAAGAGGAAAUUGAUGGGCUUGGCGUUUGCGGAGAAAGAGGGCGGGAAGCAGAGGAAGAAGAGGGCUGGAGCUGGUCUGGGUGACCUUCAGAGGUUGCUCGGGACGCAACAGCCUGCUAGUCAGACGCAGACGCAGACGCAGACACAGGCUGCUUAG